GUUUUAGCUUAUUAUUGAUAUGCAUAAUCAGAAGAUUGCAACAAAUAAUGAUGAAUCUAAUUGUGAAGAGAGACAAUUAGUAGAUCAGUCUAAGAAUAUUGAAUAAUAAUAAGAAAUUCCUCGAAUCAGUGAUUCUAUAUUGGAUGCUAUAAACUUGAAUGAAUAUGAUUAUUACAAUUAUCCACCAAAAUUGGAAUAAGCAGAAAUACAUAGGUAAGCUUAUUAUCUUUGUCCUGAUAAAUAUGUACUUGAUCAUUAUACAAAAGAGUGUUGUGAAUGCUGCAAGUAAUAUAUAGUUUAUUAUAAAUAAGUAAAAAAUUCCAUCGAUCCCCUUUUAAUUGGUUAUUUGGAGAUUUAUAUGAAGCAACUGUAGAUGAAUAUGGUUUAGCAGCUCCUCUCUAUUUUACAAUAAUCAAAUUUUAAUUAGUUGUAUUUAUAAUAGUUUUUUGCAUCUAUGGAAUAUUUUUUAUCAAAGAAAUUCAUCGAAUUUGUAAUUCUACUCCUUUAUUAAAUUGUGAUACUGAUAACAACGAUUUGUGUAGAACUUGUGAAUUUUAAUAUUCAUAUGGCUUUAUUGAUAUUGUAACAGUUUAGGAAUAUUUGCAUAACGAAAAAGGUUCAAAUUAUUAAUGGUUUUAAGUAUCUGCCUUUUUAAUAUUUUUAAUCAAUCUACAUUUGCCAUUCUUUUAUGAUUUACUCAUUACAUAUAUGUAAGUAUCCUAAAUAUAAUAAGAUAAUUUUAAUAUUGGAACAGGGAUCCUUACAAUAAAUAAAAUGAAACAAAGACUUCAAUUUAUAUUAGAAGAAUUAAUUCUAAAUUAACUUAAUAAGAGAUUAUUAAUCUCAUAAAGGAGAGUAUGUAAAGAAAUAAUAAUUUAAUUAUUUCAUCUUAGGAUAAGUAUUAAUUAAUUUGAUUAUUUAAAGAUUAUUGGAUAAUGCAUAAAUAGAAGAGAUUGUAUAUAUUUACAAUACUCAUGAAAUCAAAGAGUUAUAAUAAAAAAGAUAGAAUAUCUUAUUAGAUUUAGUUAUUACAGCAUAAUAAAUCAAAGAGUUAGAGAUGCAAAAAGAAAUAAUUACUUAUAAAGAUGAUUAAGUCAAACUUUACAAAAAUUAUACUAAAGAAUAAUUAUCUUAAAGAUUAAGUGAUUUAAUGAAGUCAUUAUCAGAAGUUAAUGAUGAUAUUCAUAAAUAAAUCAUAGGAUUAUAAAUCAAUAAUAUCCCUAUGAAUAAUUAAGAUAUUUGUAAACUCAAAUUAGAACCAUUAGAAUUUAGUAAUAAGGUUAUUAUCAGAUUCAAUGAUCCAAAUAUAAGUUACUUAAUUUUAAAGAAUUUUCACAUUCCUUGGUAUAAUAAAUUAAGGAUUAAAUUUAAUAUGAUUCCAAAUCCUAAAAUAGUUGAUAAAUUAGUAGCCAAAAAAUCUUUUAGAAUUAAUGGUAUGCUAUGGGAAAACAUUGGUUUUAGAUCUUAAGAAAGAAUAGCUGCUAAAGUAAAAAGUGCUAUCACGAUGUUAAUUGCAUGUGCUGCAUUAAUGACUGCUUAUGAAUUUAUAUAUCUAUACAAGAAUGAUCCAGAAUAUAAGAUUGAAAAGAAUGAUGGAAGAUUAUCUAUUGCUUAAAGAGUAUUAACAAAUAUUUUUACAGUGGCAGUUCCAAUAAUUACAACAGUUGCUAUUUUAGUGGUAAUUAUAAAUUAGAAAGAAUCAAGGAAGAAUACAUUUGCUCAUUUAGAAAGAAGCUUCAUGCAUGUUUUAAUAGUAGUUAAUUAUUUUCUUGUAACAUUUUUGCCUUACAUUUUUACAUUUGAACUUUGGAGUGGUAAAACUAUUUCAGCAGCUGUUUAUGAUUUAGUUACACUAACUUAAAAUAAGAUUAUAACUAAACAUAUAUUUCAUACAGUUCAUAUUCGUUAUAUGGGAUUUGUUUUUUUAAGAAGAAGAAUUUAAAAAAAUUACAAGUAGUUUUUUUAAGGAUAAUUAAAUAAUUUAAUGACGCCUCCAACCUUUCCUUAAAGAAGUAGAGUUUGUAAUGCAAUGUACAGUUUGACUGUUGGUUUAUGUUUAGUUUAUGUAUGUCCAGUUAUAACUAUCAUAACUUUUAUAUUUAACUGUUACAUUUACCUAUUUGAUCGAUAUAGUAUAAGUCAUCUCUAUUCAAUUGAUAAAAAGUUCACUAUUUCACUUAUGCGACAUUAGCUAAAAAUAUAUUCUCUUUCAUUCUUUCCUAUUAAAAUCUAUCUAUUUAUUAAAUUGUUCUGGAAUUAUGGAUGGUUAAUAUAUGCAGGAGUGCCUACUUGUUGUGCUUUUACUUUUAUCUCGAUUUUGUAUCGGGAAAGAAUAGUUUAAUUCUUAUUGACUAAGGUUUUCAGAGUAUCCAGAAAAGAGGAUUCCAAACAUAUACCAGAAACCUAUGCAUCAAAUUAUUACUAAUAUUUAAAAAGUAAUCUUAUAAUCUUUUAUAUUUAGAAUUCAAUAUUGAUGAAUAAAAUGAAAUUACCAGAAAAAUACUUCUUUCUCAAGGUUGUGAGAUUGUUUGA
Molecule: messenger RNA, 2532 nt
Organism: Paramecium sonneborni
Lineage: Eukaryota; Ciliophora; Oligohymenophorea; Peniculida; Parameciidae
Source: the annotation of a GenBank genome assembly